This is a messenger RNA of Trypanosoma brucei brucei TREU927, 1575 nucleotides long. RefSeq lists its product as hypothetical. Bases 1 to 1575 code for a protein of 524 amino acids. Lineage: Eukaryota; Euglenozoa; Kinetoplastea; Trypanosomatida; Trypanosomatidae. The transcript has a single exon. The record is from RefSeq and is a predicted model, not a curated record.
AUGCAAGCCGCUUGUACCAGUAGAAGUGUUGCGGUACUUGGGAAACUGGCCUCCAAAGGCGUUGGUGUGCUUCUAUUGUUGGCAAUUUUUAGACGGUGGAGGAAGUCACAGCGUGCCGAUUCCAUAAAAAAACAUUUUCAACAAGAGAAUGAAGUGAAGGAUACAGGGUGCAUGACAUCCGCUCUUUCUUACUUGCCGAUUUAUAUUAACACUGACAAACUACCUGAAAAUAUGUUGGUUGGUGCUCCGCUAUUUUAUCCACCGCAGAUGGCUGUUCUCCCUUUGUCGUGGACGGAUGCGGUUGGUUUUGAGCGUAGCUGUUUUAUAACUUGUGAAGGACCUUUUCCGCACAUGACGGCCAAUGGGAAGGACCCGCAUGAUAUGUCUUUUUUCUUCCUUCAGUACAUGCAACGCGUACCUUUUAUGCAGUCCACUGCAGAGAGAGGCCUACCAAUAAAGCAGUUGCAGGAUGUUGGGUUGUUGUGUUGCACUGACGCUUUCAGUCACAUUGUAACUGACCCUGCUGAACGGGUGGUGGUGAUAUUCGGUCGUAACGGCCCUUAUUUUACGUCGCUCGUGAUAACGCCGUGUACCAUGCCAGAGAAAAAUGUAGUGGGAAAUAUUCAGCUGGCCAAUCAAAUUUCUUUACAAGAUCUGCAGAAACUUCUCGAUGCUUGCUGCCCCACACCUCUCGUAGACGAAAUCCGACUUGCUGGAACCUCUGCCGGUACGCUGCAGGGGAAGUUACACAUCGCUUGCCGCUACGGUAACCGUGUGGUUCAGUUUACCGCUGCAUCUGCUCUUACUGUCCGCAGUGCACGUGACAAUGAAGAUUUCAUUUUUUCCCUUGAAGGGGAUGUAUUGGCACAAAAGCGAAUCGUAUUUGAUGCAGCAACUAUAGACGCGUUGAUUUCUGGUAAAACACUUGAUGAAUUAUUUUCAUGUCCUGGCCCCCAAUGCAUGCGAGUCUCUUCACUUGUUCAACUAAUCCACAUGGAGGAUCUAACCGAAAUAUCACAUAAUCUCGGUAAUGGCGCCAGUAAUGGUGAUGUGACUCGGGAGAUUAAUUUAAAGGUGUCGGGCUCCAGGUUGUUAUUGAGCGCUGGUGAAGUUUCUGUCGUCUUCCACCACGCACAUUUAGGCGUUCAUUUUCCUAUAAACUCACAUCACGGUGUCAUUUGCGAACCGGUUUUAACAACCGAUCUCUGCCUCAUGUAUUAUCCUUUGGGUUCCACUGCUGCGUUGCCAAAUGCAAUGAUGCGUCGUGUGAGGCAGUUACCACCCACAUGGGAACGAUCAUUACACACAGAUGAUGCCCUCAGACACAAUGCACUGUUUCACUUUACGGAUUGGAUGAGAGGAAGUGUGCCAUGCAUUACCUGCGAUCUGAGCGGCUUCCGAUGCGCACAAUUAUAUGAGGAAAAGGACGGGAUGAGCUGUCGGACAUAUGUAGUCCCACUAGCGGAAGAAAUUAUGGUGCUCCGAUGGGAAACGUCAACAUGCGAUUGGGAACAGCACCUUCCGCAUCUGCAAAAAUUUAUCGACACACUCCACUUGGAGGUUCCAACAGCAUGA